Molecule: messenger RNA, 357 nt
Organism: Oncorhynchus mykiss (rainbow trout)
Lineage: Eukaryota; Metazoa; Chordata; Actinopteri; Salmoniformes; Salmonidae
Source: RefSeq, a predicted model, not a curated record
AUGGAGUGUGAUGGCUCAGAAGGUGGGGCUGUGUGCAGGUAUAUCCUGGCAUUUGUGAGCGGGUUCUUCGUGGCAGUGCCAGUCACCAUCACUGUUCUGGACCGCUUCGCCCAUGUAGCACGAGUGGAGGGAGUGUCAAUGCAGCCCUCUAUGUGUCCUGAGGGGAAUGUGACAGGUUCUGACAUGAUGCUGCUGAACCGCUGGAGUGUGAGGAACUACCAAGUACGACGAGAUGACAUUGUGUCAGUCUUGUAUCCCAAAAAUCCCCAGCAGAAGAUCAUCAAGAGGGUCAUAGCCCGGGAGGGAGACUUCCUUAAGUGUACUGUAGGAGAUGUGGGAACCUGUAGCGGCUCAUGA